This is a messenger RNA of Seriola aureovittata, 7121 nucleotides long. Its product is annotated as AP-3 complex subunit beta-2. Bases 421 to 4041 code for a protein of 1206 amino acids. Gene Ontology annotation, cellular component: membrane coat; AP-3 adaptor complex. The transcript has 28 exons. The record is from RefSeq and is a predicted model, not a curated record. Gene Ontology annotation, biological process: intracellular protein transport; vesicle-mediated transport; anterograde synaptic vesicle transport. Lineage: Eukaryota; Metazoa; Chordata; Actinopteri; Carangiformes; Carangidae.
CCAUUUACUGAGAGGCUGAUGUCUGCUGCUUCGCUGGGUGCGCACAGACUCGGACGUAACAGAAAGGAAAAAAACCUCCAGUGCCGUGGAGCUCCGGUGGAUCUGGAUUACAGCACCCAGGCUGCAAAGUAUAUCAGCCUUGUCACCGCGGAGAAGUCGUUGAGCAGCCGCUGGAGCAUUUCUGAAGAGGUUUGUUGCAUCAUUCUUGCCAGAAAUGUCCACAUUGGAUAUCUUUAACCUCAGAGGGAAGGAGUAUUUAUAACGACAGAAGCCGCUGUUUGCUGUGUGAAAACUGUUCGAGGAGGAUCUGGAGGAUUUCACACACUGAUCAACCUCGAGGAAAACUGCAGUCUUCCCACUUUAUCUACCCAGGAUUCUACAGGUUGCUCUCAAGCUUUUGGUUCAGACUAAGUUUCGAGCAUGACCACUAUGCAGAAGCUGCUGCAGCUGCCGGUGAACGCCGUGAACAUCGUGAAGACGGUGCAGAGUCAGGUCCAGGGCCAGGAGGAGGACAAGAGCCCGGUGUUGACCCCUGACAGCGGGCAGCAGGCCUGGUACAGCGCCCUGCAGCCGGAUGAGCUGCGCCACCUUCGAUCUGGAGGUACAGGUGGAGGAGGAGGAGGUGGUGGAGGAGGUGGUGGAGACCAGGAGGAACGAGCGAUGCUGGAGGAAGGUGGUGGCGGCGGUGGUGGCGGCAGUUUCCAAAGUCAACCUUUGCGACAUGACGACCUGAAGGAGAUGCUGGACAGCAACAAAGACUCCCUGAAGCUAGAGGCAAUGAAGCGGAUUGUGGCUAUGAUCGCCCGAGGUAAAAACGCGUCAGAUCUCUUCCCUGCUGUGGUGAAGAAUGUGGCCUGCAAAAACAUAGAGGUGAAGAAGCUGGUCUACGUCUAUCUGGUGCGUUAUGCUGAGGAGCAGCAGGAUCUCGCUCUGCUCUCCAUUUCCACGUUUCAGCGUGGUCUGAAGGAUCCGAACCAGCUGAUCAGAGCCAGCGCCCUGAGAGUCCUCUCCAGCAUCCGAGUCACGAUCAUCGUUCCCAUAAUGAUGCUGGCCAUCAAAGAAGCUGCCUCCGACAUGUCUCCAUAUGUGAGAAAGACAGCUGCUCACGCAAUUCCUAAACUCUACAGUUUGGAUCCGGAGCAGAAGGACCAGCUGAUUGAAGUCAUAGAGAAACUCCUCGCUGACAAAACCACGUUGGUGGCAGGAAGCGUUGUCAUGGCUUUCGAAGAGGUGUGUCCGGAGCGCAUCGACCUGAUCCACAAGAACUACAGGAAGCUGUGUAACCUUCUGAUCGACGUGGAAGAGUGGGGGCAGGUCGUCAUCAUCAACAUGCUGACUCGCUACGCCAGGACCCAGUUCCUCAACCCCAACAUCAAUGAGUCUCUGCUGGAGGAGGGGGGCGGCGGGGAGAAGACCUUCUACGGCUCAGAUGAAGAUGAGGAUGAAGACGAGGAGGAGAAAGAGAAGAAAGCCGAGGUUGCUGCCAUGGCCAAGAGGAAACCGUACGUGAUGGAUCCAGAUCACCGGCUGCUGCUGAGGAACACAAAGCCGCUGCUGCAAAGCCGCAACGCAGCCGUGGUGAUGGCUGUGGCUCAGCUGUAUUUCCAUCUUGCCCCUAAAGCAGAGGUUGGGGUGAUCGCCAAGGCCCUGGUCCGUCUCCUUAGGAGCCACAGUGAAGUCCAGUAUGUUGUUCUUCAGAACGUGGCAACAAUGACGAUCAAGAGAAGGGGGAUGUUUGAGCCAUACUUGAAGAGUUUCUACAUCCGCUCCACAGACCCAACUCAGAUCAAAGUCCUUAAGCUGGAGGUUCUCACCAAUUUGGCUAAUGAGACGAACAUUUCCACCAUUCUCAGAGAGUUUCAGACAUACAUUAAAAGUAUGGAUAAAGACUUUGUGGCUGCUACAAUCCAAGCCAUCGGCCGCUGUGCGACCAACAUCGGAGAGGUGAGGGACACGUGUCUGAACGGCCUGGUGCAGCUGCUGUCCAACAGAGAUGAGUUGGUUGUUGCCGAGUCUGUGGUUGUUAUCAAGAAGUUGCUGCAGAUGCAACCAGAGAAGCACAGCGACAUCAUCAAGCACAUGGCAAAACUAACAGACAACAUCCAGGUGCCCAUGGCACGGGCCAGUAUCUUGUGGCUCAUUGGAGAGUACUGUGAGCAUGUACCUAAGAUUGCCCCGGAUGUCCUGAGGAAGAUGGCCAAGUCUUUCACUAAUGAAGAGGAUAUUGUCAAGCUACAAAUCAUCAAUUUGGCUGCCAAGCUGUAUCUCACCAACUCCAAGCAGACCAAACUGUUGACGCAGUAUGUUCUCAACCUGGCCAAGUAUGACCAGAACUACGACAUCCGUGAUCGGGCACGCUUCAUUCGCCAGCUCAUCGUCCCCACUGAGAAGAGUGGGGCUCUUAGCAAGUACGCUAAAAAACUGUUCCUCGCCCUCAAACCUGCACCAGUCCUCGAGUCUCCAUUUAAAGAUCGAGACCACUUCCAGUUGGGUUCAUUAUCCCACCUGCUGAAUGCCAAGGCUGGGGGCUACCAGGAGUUGCCUGACUGGCCCGAAGCCGCCCCAGACCCCUCCGUGCGCAACGUGGAGGUUUUUACGCUGCUCGAAAGAGUCACAACAUUAACGAGUGUGCCUGAAUGGACCAAGUGCAGCAGCCGAGAGAAGCGGAAGGAGAAGAAGGUGGAGAAGCCGUUCUACUCGGACUCGGAGGGCGAGUCCGGGCCGACGGAGUCAGCUGACAGUGAGUCGGACUCUGCCAGCGCCUCGGAGAGCGGCAGCGGCAGCGAGGAGAGCGGGUCGGGAUCAGAGAGCGAAGAGAGUGAGGAUGGCUCUGAGUCUGAGGAAGAGGAUGAUGAGGAAGAAGAGGGAGAGAAAGACAAGAAGAAGAAGAAGAAGAAGAAAGAAUUAAAGAAGCCAGUGCAAGAAAGUGAAAGCGAGCAGAGCAGUGAAGAAGAAGAGACGAAGCACGAGAGGAAGAGUAAACAACGAAAGAGCGACUCAGAGUCUGAAUCUGAGGAGGAGGAGGAGGAGGAGAGCGAGUCUGAAAGCAGCCAGUCAGAGUCUGAAGACUCUGAGUCUGAGGCCGAGGUCAAAAAGAAAAAAAAGGCAGCUGAAUCUAAACCUCCCUCCAAACCUGUCAAGACAGAGAGCAAGAAAGAGAAGAAAGAAAUGUCUCUUCUCGACCUCGACGAUUUUGAACCUUCUCCGUCUCCUCAAGUCACACCCGUCAACACCUUCCUGUCCAGCAGCCUCGUGACCGACCUGGAGGGCUUGUCUUUGUCUGACAGUGUUCUCUCCCCGACAAGCAUUGCUCCCUCCAGUGCGUUGAAGAGCUACGAGCUGCUGCACCGGAUCACAGGGGAGGGGCUGUCGGUGGAGUAUUGCUUCAGCCGGCAGCCGUUCAGCUCUGAUGCGAACAUGGUGGCGGUGCAGAUGCAGUUCACCAACAACUCCACAUCCGACACCAAGAGCCUGCACAUGGAGGACGUGAAGCUGCAGUCUGGGAUGAGAGUCAAAGAGUUCCCAGAGCUUGAGCUGCUGCCGGCAGGUGAGUCGGCCACAGCUGUGAUGGGCAUCGAUUUCUGUGACUCGACGCAAGCGGCAAACUUCCAGCUGUGCACUCACACCAGGAAGUUCUUCGUGUCCAUCCAGCCGCCGGUUGGAGAGCUGAUGAGGCCCGUCUUCCUCACAGAGAAUGAGUUCAAGAAGGAGCAAGGUCAGCUGAUGGGCAUGAAUGAAAUCACAGAGAAGCUGACUCUGGACGUCCAGUGCCGGAACGAACACGCCAUCGUCCAGAGGGUGACCACCGCCGCCAACCUCAGCAGAGUCCCCUGUGGUUCAGAUAAAGAGUGCAGUCCUCCUGUUCCUCCUCCUGACCAUCCUGUCCACAGGUUCGCCGGCAGGACGGUGACCAGCGGCAGCCUGGUGUUGGUCACCGUGGCGAACAAAGAGGAAGGUGCCGCCCAGCUGACGGUCAACUGUGAGAAGAUGGUGAUCGGCACCAUGCUGGUGAAAGACAUCCUCCUGGCUUUGACGCAGUGACCGGUGUGACCGUGCUCGACCUUCGCCCUCCACCCCCCUCGCUCCACCCACCUCUCAGAUAUCGUCCGAGACUCGUCACGUGUAGCAUCUCCUCCGUUCUCCUGUAAGCAGUGUCACUGAGGACGUUUCCAGAAUGUUUAACUCCAGUUCGAUGUAACGUUAAAGAGCCCCUCCUCCCACUUUUAGAAAUUACUCCAAGAAACAGUGAAUGCCACAGCUAUACGCGAUAUUCAUGACAAUCAGAUGUGACUGAUGUUGGACCCGAUAUGACCUGACCUUGCCUCCCUCUAAAGUUUGCCACAUUUCAUAAUCCAAAAAUACUUAUUUAGCAUCUUAUUUUCCCUCCUUGAGGACACAGCUGGAUUUAGUGGACCUUUUACUUUGGACGAAAAGUAACUUCCACAUUUCAGGAUCCUGCCUGCGGGUUCAGUCUGAGCUUUGGAAACAGCAGUUUGAGCACAAGGUUCACUUACUUAAUGUUUUCCAAGCUUUCAGCUACAUCUCAUGACCUUCCUCAGGCAAGAACAGUGCAGUUCAAAGUGUUGUACAUAAAAAAGUUGAAAAAGAGAUAGAAAAGAAACACAAGGGGUUAUAAAAAAGAUACAUACUGUAUAAAUAGGAUCUUAAAAUCGUAAUGAAAUAGAAGAUAAACUGAAUAAAAGAGGAAUUACAAUUCUGGAUGAAUAGUCCCAAAUGUUAAGUUUCAAGCCUCGAGUUGGAGCAGAUGUUAAGUGCUCUGGAAUAUGUGGUGCAUAAAAACUGAAUGCUGCUUCUUUGUAUUUAGUUUUGACUCCAGGGACAGUAAGAAGACCUGAGAAGUUUGGACAGGUCAUCAUGUAGCAGCAGAUCAGAGAUAAAGACUGAAGACAUCAGCUGCCUGUGAAUAAAAAACUAAAACUAGAAACAGCAGCGACAACCGUUUCCUGACUCCCCAUAAUACAGUCAACGACAUGACCGUACUUUCAUACUUAGUCACGUGAUAACAUCUGUGUAAACUCCAGCUGCUGAGGCAGGCCAUGAGAUGUAGCGUAAGGCUUUGAAAAUGUACUGCAAGUGAGGGAUGUAGGAUCUGUGUGUCUGUGGCGUCACCUGAAGAUUAAAACAGAGCAGUAAACUACAGCUGGAUUAUUAGAUCAUAAAAUUGAGUUUUUCUUCUUCUAUUGAGAUUCUUUAGAAAUAAAGUGGCAGUAAAAGCUUUUAUUAUUCCGUGACAAGUGGACACACAAACCUGUCCCUCCAGUUUUCAUUUGUAGCUUGUUAGUUACCAGCUAUUUUAAGAUGUAGACAUUAUAGGUGAUAGAAAAUGUACUGUAGGUAUAAAUUCCCCAACAACAGGAAAAAAACACACGGUCUGUAAGAUCAGCUUCAUCAAUACUCAUCCAGUCAUUUGGGGCCUUGACUUGAAUGUAGCACGAAGGCUCGACCGAGACAACAGCUUCCUACAACUGAAUCCAUUAAGGCACAGUAACACUGUUUAUCAGUAACUCACCACUCCUGGAAAUAAACUGCGAUUUCAGCAUCUGCCUCCAGCAGCUGUCGCAGUGCACAUAUUCAUUACAGUAUGUGGGGCGUUUAUAAAACCUGAAGAUGUAUAAAUGUCAUUGUAUGUACUGCCACAUGUAAUACAGUACUGCUAUAAGGUGUGGUGUGUGUGAGUGUGUGUGAGUGUGUGUGUUUGUGGGCGUGAUGAUACUGAAUAAUGACCUGGCAAACAUUAACUAGGUGUUUUCAAAAAAUGACUCAUGUAACACUUGACUUGAAACAAUCAUGAAGCACAUCAUAAUUAUAGCCAUCAGUCAAACAAAAAUAUGGAUACUACUACAGUAUGUAAGAAUGAUUUGUCUUUGCUGAGGCGCUGCAGGCAACAAAGAUUAAAAAUGAUUUACCUGCUUUUCUUUAAUCGUAAAUUUAUUACCAGACAAACCGACACUUGUCUGUCAGUUUCUCACAGAUUUGAAAAUGUUACUGUAGAAAUGAAUAAUGUGGAAAACCUUAAAAAUGACUGAAACUGAUUUACUCAACAAAAGUCACCAAACUGUAGUGUUUCAAUUGACGCUUAUUUUCAUUAUUAAUUGAAGCUCAAGGUGAAAGACAGGAAAUCACAGGAAAUUAAGAAAAACAGGAAAUAUUUAAAUUAUUGAAGCUGAAACUUUUUCUUUUUUGCACUUUUGCUUGACAGUAAUUAUAGAUUAUCAAAAUAGCUGCUGAUUCAUUUCCUGUCGAUCAGCCAAUUAUUUCAGCUCUACAAAAAUCAGUAUUCAAACUUUGCCCUCAGGAAACAUGACAUUUUGUGAAGUACGCUUAUUCACCUUUUUGCUGAAACGCCUGGUGUAAACAUGCUCACAGUAGCUGCGACACAGCUUCAUUUUAGUCCAUUUCUUCAACAAGCUUUCAUUCCCGAAACAUGGUUUCCCACUGACACUACGUUAAAGACAGUGUGAAGCUUUUAAGAAUCAGUUAAACCACCUUUAGAUUAUGUGCUUAUGAUAAUGUCAAACAUUUUCAGGUGAAGUGUUGCCUUGAUCUCAUUUGUCAGGUGACACUGUUUUCAUGCCUUUAAUUACAUUUUGAUUUCAGGUCAAAGGUCAUGUGGCUUCUUUUUUUUUCGUCAUGGACUCUCAUGUGUCCAGUGGCUCAUGUUUUCUUAUCUUUGACACAUUAUGUUUUUAUUUAUUGUUUCUUUAUUGUUGUGUUUUACCAAAGGAGUAACAGUCCAGAGAAACAUCGAGCCUCGUCAUAGAAAGUUGAGCAGCAGUGAUGACACUUUUAUUUUCCUACCUGUUGCAUUGUUUACAUUCAACCCACUCAGACCUGAAACUUCCAGUCAGUGCAGCUCAGUCAUUAUGAAGAAUGUAAAGAGUAAGUAAUUCUACUUCUAAUGUAAAAAUCCAAUGAAAAAAAACUGCUGGAUAAUGUCAAACGAUUCUCCAAAUCAUAAAUCAUGUCUGGCAUUUUAUUUUAUCUGCAUCCGCUUUCAAAAUACCCAAAGUACAGUUUAUCAUACCCUGUGUGUGGUUGUGAAAUGUGGUCCUGAAGUAUUACAAGUUUAUUUAUUAUACAAAUAAAAAAUACAGAUACAA